Pseudoliparis swirei is the source of this 5280-nucleotide messenger RNA. RefSeq names its product nodal modulator (gene nomo). The record is from RefSeq and is a predicted model, not a curated record. The coding region runs from base 45 to 3716 and encodes 1223 amino acids. Gene Ontology annotation, molecular function: carbohydrate binding. The transcript is spliced from 31 exons. Gene Ontology annotation, cellular component: endoplasmic reticulum membrane. Lineage: Eukaryota; Metazoa; Chordata; Actinopteri; Perciformes; Liparidae.
GUUGCUCGGCUAGUCAAGAGAUCAGUCAGCUAAAAAAAAUAACAAUGUUGAGAAUUACGAUCCGGGCGGACGUGGGAGCCCUCUGGGUGUUAUUCUGCAUCACCUAUUCCCAGUUCUUGACCGUCUCCUCCGACGACGUCGUGGUGGCGUGCGGCGGCUUCGUGAAAUCCGACGUUGAGAUCAACUACUCGCUGAUCGAGAUCAAACUGUACACCAAACAAGGUUCCUUGAAAUAUCAAACUGAUUGUGCUCCAAUCAAUGGCUACUUCAUGAUCCCUCUCUAUGAUAAGGGAGACUUUGUUUUGAAGAUUGAGCCCCCUCUCGGGUGGAGCUUUGAACCGACCAGUGUCAACCUCCAUGUGGAUGGAGUGAGUGACAUCUGUACGAAAGAAGAAGACAUCAACUUUGUUUUCACUGGCUUCUCAGUUUCCGGAGCGGUUCUGAGUAAAGGCCAUAUCCUGGGUCCAGCUGGUGUAGAAGUCAGACUCACCCGAGCGGGAACAGAGGAGCGACUUCAGAGCGUCCUCACACAGCCCGGAGGGAAGUACACCUUUUCAAAAAUACUUCCUGGAAAUUAUGACAUCACAGCUGCCCAUCCCUCCUGGACUCUGGAGCAGAGCACCACCUCCGUGCUCGUCUCCAACGCCAACGCCCCGGCCGUCGACCAUCUGGUCGUCGGGGGCUACGAUGCCUCGGGGGAGGUCCGCAGUGAUGGGGAGCCCAUGAAAGCGGUCACCUUCCUGCUGUACUCGGCCAAUGUGAAGAAAGAGGACAUUGGGGGCUGUAACACGUCUCCAGUGGAGGGGGCCGACCCUGGGGACAACGCCCUGGUCUACAUGUGCAGCGCUUUAUCCAGAGAAGACGGGACCUUCGUCUUCCCCUCACUGGCCAGCGGCGAGUAUACCGUGGUGCCCUUCUACCGGGGAGAAAGGAUCACCUUUGAUGUCGCUCCUUCGAGGAUGAAUUUCAACGUGGAGCACAACAGUUUGAAACUGGAGCCCAUCUUCCGCGUCAUGGGCUUCUCUGUGACCGGCCGAGUCCUCAACAGCGUGGGUGGGGAAGGCGUCCCCGAUGCCACGGUGUACAUCAACAAUCAGAUCAAAGUCAUCAGCAAGGAGGACGGUUCUUUCCGGUUGGAGAACAUGACGGCCGGCUCGUACACCAUCCGGGCCAGCAAGGAGCUCAUGCUCUUUGAGCCAAUCACAGUGAAGAUCGCCCCCAACACGCCCCAACUUCCUGACAUCAUCGCAGCCGGGUUCAGUUUGUGCGGCCAGAUCUCCGUCAGCCGCUUGCCCGAGGGCAUGAAGCAGCAGGGCCGCUACAAGGUCACUCUGACGCACCAGGGCCAGGAUAAGGCCUCCAGCAGGACCACCGACUCGGACCCCCAGGGCGCCUUCUGCUUCCAGGCCAAACCCGGAGACUACAGGGUCCACGUGACGCUCCCCGAGUCGGAGGUGAAGGCGGGCCUCUCUCUGCAGCCUCAGGCCCUGGAGGUCUCCCUGGUGGACCGGCCCCUCACAGACCUGCUCUUCUCCCAAUUCUUGGCUUCAGUCUCUGGAAAAGUCUACUGUUUAGCGUCCUGCGAUGACCUCUCGGUGACCCUGCAACCAGUGAGUCGGCAGGGAGAGCGGAGAACGGUGGCUCUGUCGGGCAGCAGUGACGUCCUCAGCUUCUCCUUUGACGAUGUUUUACCCGGGAAAUACAAAGUGAGCAUUCCUCAAGAGGAGUGGUGCUGGAAGCACAAGUCUACGGAGGUGGAGGUUCUGGACUCCGAUGCCCUGGGGGUGGAGUUCAGACAGAUUGGCUACAUCCUGCGCUGCUCCCUCUCCCACGCCAUCACCUUGGAGUUCUUCCAAGACGGCAGCAAGCCCGAGAACGUCGGCGUGUACAACCUCUCGAAGGGAGUCAACCGCUUCUGCCUCUCGAAACCUGGUGUUUACAAAGUCACCCCUCGCUCCUGCCACCAGUUCGAGCAGGACUUCUACACCUACGAUACCUCGGCCCCCAGCAUCCUGACCCUCACCGCGGUGCGGCAUCACAUCACCGGGCUCAUCACCACCGACAAGAUGCUGGACGUCACGGUUACCAUCAAGUCGUCCAUCGAGAGCGAGCCGGCGCUGGUGCUCGGUCCCCUGCGCAGCCUGGAGGAGCAGCGGCAGGAGCAGCAGCUGCAGGAGAUCCAGCUGCGGCGCCAGGAGCGAGAGCGCCGCGCCGCCGAGGAGGCGGACGGCGGCGCGGCCCGAGACGAGAGCCCGCCCAUCCAAGAGAAGGCCGACGAGCUGACCGGCCCCUUCCACUACGAGUUCUCCUACUGGGCCAGGGCUGGAGAGAAGAUCACAGUGACGCCCUCAUCCAAGGAACUGCUCUUCUACCCUCCUGAGGUAGAGGCCACUAUCACUGGAGAGUCGUGUCCGGGUCGUCUGGUGGACAUCGCAGGGCGCGCCGGUCUCUUCCUGGAGGGCAAGGUGUCCCCAGAGCUCCAGGGUGUGGAGAUCUCCAUCACUGAAAGAGGAGCUGCUGCUCCACUCAUCACCGUGGCCACCAGUGAGAUGGGAGCCUACAGCGUGGGGCCGCUCCACAGCGACCGGCAGUACAACAUCAGUGCCAGUAAAGAAGGCUUCAUCCUCAGCCCCGUGGAGGGAACCCGGGGGGAUUUCAAGGCCUUCGCUCUGGCUGGCGUCACCUUCAAGAUCAGAUCGGAGGAGGGUGUUCCCCUGUCGGGCGUCCUCCUGUCUCUGAGUGGAGGACAGUUUCGCUCCAAUCUGUUGACUCAGAACACCGGCCUGCUCACGUUUAAUAACCUGAGUCCCGGUCAGUAUUACUUUAAGCCCAUGAUGAAGGAGUUCCGCUUUGAGCCGGUGUCUCAGAUGAUCACAGUGGACGAAGGUCAGAACCUCAGUAUCGACAUCACGGGCAUUAAGACCGCGUACAGCUGCUACGGAGCGGUGCAGUCCCUCAGUGGGGACCCGGAGCGGGACGUGGCCGUGGAGGCGUUGGGGCAGGCCGAGUGCAGCCUGUACAGCGAGGACACCGUCACCGACGAGGAGGGUCGCUUCAGACUCCGGGGUCUGUUGCCGAGUUGCAAAUAUGUAAUCCAGCUGCGAGCAGAAGGCAACGACCACAUAGAGAGGGCCUUACCGCAACAAAGAGCGAUUGAGGUCGGCAGCACCGACAUCGAAGGGGUCAACAUCAUCGCCUUCAGGCUCAUCAACCAGUUUGACCUCAGUGGAAACGUCCACACGACCUCUGAACACCUCGCCACGCUAUCGGUGAAGCUUUACAAAAGUGACAAUCUGGACAACCCGAUCAACAGCGUCUCUCUGGGGCAGUCGCUCUUCUUCAACUUCCCCCCCCUGGACCGAGACGGAGAGAGCUACGUCCUGAUGCUGUACUCCACGCUGUCCCGCUCGCAGUACGACUUCACGCUGCCUCAGGUCACCUUCACGGCCAACGGCUACCACAAGCACGUCACGCUCACCUUCAACCCCUCCCGUAAGGUUCCCGACCAGGACGUCGCCCAGGGCUCCUACAUCGCUCUGCCCCUCACGCUGCUGCUGCUGCUGGCCGCGUACAACCACGAGAAGGUCAUCCCCUUCCUGCUGCAGCUGGUGAACCGCCUCCAGGGCGUGAGGAGCAUGGCGCAGGCCAGCGGGGACAGCGCCGCUAUGGAUGAAGCCAAGCGGCAGGCGAAGAGGCCGAAGGCCAGGCGCACAUGAGGACGCCACGGCUCGCCUCCGACCACACCCCGGGACACUAAAUGGUACGCUUGUAGCCAUGGCGACCGCCUCACAGAGCACUGCGCGGUACAAAGCUCUUUUAAAGCGUGGAGCGGCUCGUCGUGGACGCCGGUGAACCGUUCGGUGCACUGAGAUGUGAUGAGAGAAGCGCAACACGAGCCACGCCACCCGCAUGACCACCACCUCCUCAUCGGCCAAUCGGAGUCACUGGACUGAGCUGACGCUUUACAGGUUGCUUUUUUCUGUUUUUGUUUUUACUCCAGAACUUAUCGUUUUCAGAAAAUUGUUAAUAUUUGUGAUAGAAUAUGAGCCAUUUUUAUACCUUUGUAAUUUAUCUAGGUCAACAAAAACAUUUUGUUUGUGUUUUUUAAAAGCACUUUGAGUGCUUUUGAUAUCAGUUCUAACAUAGCUGUGAGGCACCGAGGGCGAUCGAGUGUCUCGCCAGCAUUCUGGUCGAUUAAAAAAUAAUCACACCCAAUUUGUGAAAGAUCUAAUUAUAAUUUCCAGUAUUGGAUAUAUAAAAUAAGUUUAAUUUAAUUGAUUACUGUGAAAUCAAAUGCGGAUCAAUAAGAUUUUGAACUUGUGAAAUGAUCAGAAAUAUUUGUUUUGUAUUCCUGGUUGCGUGUCAUUUGUCAAUGUAAAUGUGUACAUUUGUAAUGAAUAUUAUAUUUCUUUUUUUUAACUUCAUUUCACAAGCUCCACCUCUUUUUGACCUGUGUUUGUCCCGGUAAAUCUGACGGGACACUGGGGUGAUUAUUAAAAAAAAAAAAUUAAAUGCCAUCACAGAUGUGGGAUGGCGUAACGGCGGCCGACGUCGUUGACAAGCUAAUUGAUUAAUAAAUCCUUUGCGUCACACGACGUUACGCCGAUGUGCUCGUCUUCCGAUGGCGUUUCAUAAGCUGCUCGGUGUGACGCAAGAGUGACUUCCUGUCAGUUUCAGUUUGGGGAAAGUGGGCGUCGAUAGUCGGCGGGACAUUUGGGUUUGAAUCCUGUUUGACUAGAAAUAUAGUUUUCUUUGCUGUGGGGGCGGGGAGACAUGAGGAGAUAACAGAUAGUUGAUUAAUUUAUUAACAUGUCUAAUCAGACAUCUAUGAUAGCCUCGUUUGUAUGCUGGGGAGUUUCCUUCAGAAGUGUUUUUUUUUAAUUUAAAGAUUGUGACAAGUUAGCAGCUCCAGAUUUAAGAAGACUGACAUCCACAGAAGGAAUUAUGAAUUUUAAUAUCUACAAAGGGUCCGUCACGACCUUGAGUAAAAUUUGGAAAGAUAAGGUGGAAUGGCUCAUCAGCUCCUUGUGUUGCCACCGAGCUGCACUGUGAAAACUAUGGACCCCAAUUAUGAUUCUGUAUGUAAUUAAUCUCUCGGUUGUGGUUCCUCUUGAUGGGAAAAGGCCGCUGACUACUGAGCUGAGAGUCCAAUAGAGCUGCAUUUGAUUAGUUUGUUCAUGAGGGAGGGAGGAGGGUGGGGGGCUGUGAUUGUCAUUUGGUCCGAAUCUGUAAAAUAAAUAAGUUGAGAUCUUUAAUAAAGUUUGACUGGAAGGAAAUGAA